Messenger RNA from Polistes dominula (European paper wasp), 1994 nucleotides. Its product is annotated as cytochrome P450 4C1. Gene Ontology annotation, molecular function: iron ion binding; oxidoreductase activity, acting on paired donors, with incorporation or reduction of molecular oxygen; heme binding. NCBI's taxonomy places the organism in Eukaryota, Metazoa, Arthropoda, Insecta, Hymenoptera, Vespidae. The record is from RefSeq and is a predicted model, not a curated record.
AAUUCAACAUUGCCCACACAUACCUAAUAUGACUUUAGAAAUCAAAUUGUAUAACUCUGAUAUAUGUUUCGUCUUAUAAAUGUUUCUGAGUAGUGCAAAUGUGUGGUAUAUUAAUGUAAUUUACUUAUCUUCUUUCUGGACGCUACACCUUAUAUAAUUAAAUGCAAAUCGUAUAAAUAAAUAUGAAAAUGUUACUGACAUCAUGUUUAUUUACCGUCACAAGAUAAUUAUUUACAAAUACAUUAUAACGCUUAUCGGUAAUUAUCUACGAUAAUUUUAUUCAUUUAUCACUCCGACGAUCCAACGAUCAGAAUAUGUUACCUAUUUUAUCGUUGUAAUAUAAAAUUUUUUAUUGAGAAGACACAGUGCGUAUUGAAUAAAACGUAAUGUUUUUCACUAUCUUCUUGGGACUAGUUUCAUUUUUAUUUUUAUUACACUGCUCUAUAAAAUACCGAAGAGUAACAAGAAUUCUUGAAGCACUUCCGGGACCAAAAGCAUAUCCAAUCAUAGGAAAUUUGCUUCAACUUCAAACAAAACCUGAUAAACUUUUCGAAGUAUUAUGUAAAACGGACGCGGAAUAUUAUCCAAUCUAUAAAUUAUGGACCUUUUUUAUCUCAACGGUAGUUUUACUUCAUCCGGAAGACAUCGAGGUGCUUAUGAAGAGUCACAAGCACAUAACAAAAAGUAUCGCUUACAAAUUAAUAAGGCCAUGGCUAUCGACCGGAUUGGUAACAAGUACAGGAGCAAAAUGGCAGCAUCGAAGAAAAAUUUUAACUCCCGCUUUUCACUUUACUAUCCUCAAACACUUUAUAGUCACUUUAAAUGAUGAGGCGCGGUACCUUGUAUCAUCAGUGAAAGAACAAGGAAAGGGAACUCCAAUUAUUAAGAAUCUAGAGGAACUACUGACCGAGCAUACGUUAAAUGCGAUAUGUGAAACUGCUAUGGGCACAUCUUUACAGGGGAAUGGCGAACUUGAGUUUAAAUAUCGCAAAGCCGUUCAUGCUAUGCUCGGUAUUGUUCCAUUCAGGAGUGUAAGACCUUGGUAUUUAUUGGACCCCAUAUUUGCAUUAUCACCAAAAGGACGAUUACAAGAGGAACUAUUACAAACGUUGCACGGUUUUACGAAUAAAAUAAUUGCAGAAAGAAAAAGUUUUCACGAAGAAACUAAUGGAAAAUAUUUAAAAAAUUUGGAAGAAAUUGAAGAAAAUAUCGACGGAUACGGCAAAAAUUACAAAAAUCCGAUGCACAAGAAAAAACUUGCCAUGUUAGAUUUACUAAUAGCAGCUUCUUGGAAUGGAAAUCAAAUCGAUGAUGAAGGAAUCAGAGAGGAAGUGGAUACAUUUAUGUUUGCAGGUCACGACACUACUGCAACGGCAUUGGUCUUUCUUCUGAGUCUUAUAGCUAAACAUAAAGACGUUCAGGAACGUAUAAGAGAAGAAGUGAAUAGUAUUAUGAACCAAGAAAAUUAUCAAAUGACGAUGUCAGAGCUUCAAGGAUUUUCAUAUUUAGAGAGAUGUAUAAAAGAAUCUCUUCGUUUAUACCCAAGUGUUCAUUUCGUGUCUCGUUAUUUAACUGAGGAUAUGCAGUUAAACAAAUUUUUAAUCCCAGCUGGUACGAAUGUUCGAGUUAACAUCUUUCAUUUACACCGAAAUCCAGAAUUUUGGCCCAAUCCUGAUGUUUUCGAUCCUGAUAGAUUUUUACCAGAAAAUAUUAGCAAACGUAAUGCGUACUGUUAUAUUCCAUUUAGCGCAGGAUUAAGAAACUGCAUUGGUCAAAAAUAUGCAAUGUUUGAAAUAAAACUAAUGGUUGCCCACAUAUUACAUAAUUUUUAUUUAGAACCAGUAGAGGAAUUGGACAACAUUAAAUUGAUAGGAAAUAUUAUUUUGCGACCAGCAACACCACUUCGUGUCAAAUUUAUUCCAAUUUAAUCAGAAAAAAUUAAAUUUCUGUUUUUUCUAUAUAACAUAAAAUAUAUUAUAUAAGACUAUAUAAGA